UCAUGGCUUCGUGCUUGAAGGCGACAUUAGUUAUUAUUUUAAUAAUUUUAAUAUUUUAUGAGGUGAAUAGCCUAAAGAUGAUUUUUCAACAGUUGAAAGUAACAUACGCGAAUGAUAAAUAUAUUAAGGAGGGAAAUGCCAACAUCAGACACUACAGGCGUAAUGGUGAUUAUUACAUUAACAUCUGGGGCACUAUCAACCACACGUGGGCUAAUAAUAUUACUAUACAUGUGAUUGUAACGGAGUUUCUCCACAACGAGUACAGAAGGUCUUUCAUCGAGUUCCACUACAAGCUGUGUGAUCUGAUCAACCAUGAGCCCAUGUUUGGUCAAAUGCUCGUCAAGAAGGGAGUCGUGUGUCCUUUACCUAAGGGACAAUACAAGCUGAUGAACAUGACUGUUCAGUCUUAGAACUUCCCCAACUUAUGGCCGUUCGAGAAGGGAGGUCUUGACGUCACCAUCGCCAUCACGGACACGGGGGAGUCCGUAGCCGAGGGCAACCUCCAUGGGUUCUUUAAGCAUGAGAAGAAGAACUAAUUGCCGCUUUCACCAACGGAAUGCCCCUAAGGGCCUGGUUCUUCCUGGCACAUGGAAUAUCAUAUAAUGAUCUUCCCUUCUGACGCACAUGUUUUGACCCAGUUGACCUUACCCAUUUGACUCGCUUUUCUUUUUCUGGUCUUUCCUGACGCGUUUUUGUACAAAGUACAGUCAAUGUCAGAAUUAAUUGGUCAAUAGAAACUAAUUAUUUGUCUGUUGCCGUACGUCGAAACAACGGAGGACUACCAGUACUACCUAAAAAAAUAUGUAUAUUGUAACCUUCACUAUAGUACUCUUCAUUAAUUACUUUCCCCACGCACUGUAUUUUAACA
This is a messenger RNA of Plodia interpunctella (Indianmeal moth), 868 nucleotides long. RefSeq lists its product as uncharacterized. The record is from RefSeq and is a predicted model, not a curated record. Lineage: Eukaryota; Metazoa; Arthropoda; Insecta; Lepidoptera; Pyralidae. The coding region runs from base 3 to 410 and encodes 135 amino acids. The transcript has 4 exons.